GAAGCAUGUGGUUUUGGGUAUAUAAAGCGCUUAGCGCAGGCACAGUCAUCUCUCUCGCUCUUGCUUCCGCUCCGCUCCGAGAUAGCCACACCGAAACCGUCGUCAGGGGCCUAGUUCACUGUUCUCGUGAAUCCGCCGCACUGGUGCUCAAUGACUCCACGAGAUGCGCGAAAAAUGGAAUCCGAGAGCAACAAGGUGGUCCCAAUAUGUAGCACAAAUUACCGAACUACCAGCAAGAGACAUCCCCCUCUGGAGCGGACGAUGAGCAUCACCAGAGACGGCUCGAUGGACUAUCGGGGGACGCCGGCUGACAAGAGGACCACCGGACGCUUUAAGGCUAAUGCCUUCAUAAUUGGAAUCGAAAUUGGGGAGAGGCUGGCAUUUUAUGGGAUUUCUGCCAAUCUGGUGACAUACCUAACUCACGUAUUACACGAGGGGACAGAGAAGUCGGCUACAAAUGUGAAUAACUGGAUGGGGACGACAUUCCUUGCGCCUCUUCUGGGGGCGUUCCUCGCUGAUGCAUUCUGGGGAAGGUUUUGGACCAUCCUCAUUUUUGGUGUUGUCUACUUCGUGGGGCUGGUGACGUUGACGCUUUCGGUGACAGUAGACACGUUUAAGCCUCCAAGUUGCACCCACACAAGUUUUGCUGGGAUUCAACAAUGCCCUCCUGCAACUGCGGGCCAAGUAGGAUUCUUCUACUUCGCUCUGUACCUCAUGUCCCUCGGCGGAGGCUGUAUGAAGCCCUGCAUUGCCGCGUUCGGCGCGGAUCAAUUCGAUGAGGAGGAUAUUCGUGAGAACGAGAUGAAGAAAUCGUUUUUUAACUGGUGGGUUUUUGGCAUAAGCCUUGGCGCGCUUGUCUCGGCGACGGUACUAGUCUACGUGCAAUCUUACAUUAGUUGGGGGUGGGGGUUCGGCACUCCCACCGUGCUCAUGGGGAUUUACCUCGUGCUUUACAUCGUCGGUUUGAAAUUCUACCGCCAUAACAGGCCCACAGGAAGUCCCUUCACACAAAUUGGUCAAGUGAUCGUGGCAGCAGUCAGGAACUUCCGCCUCCGAGUUCCUGCAGAUCCGGCUUUGUUAAAUGAAGUCGUCGACAAGGAGAGGCUUCAGGCUGGAACGCGGCUCAUCCCACAUUCCAACACCAUGAGGUUCCUCGACAAAGCAGCGGUGCUUCCGAACAUAUCCGAGGGGUCAACAAUCGGCAUCGACGAUCACAGUCCAUGGAAGCUCGCAACCGUGACGGAGGUAGAGGAGGUGAAACUCGUGCUCCGUCUACUCCCGAUCUGGGUCGCGGCACUAAUCUUUCAGACACCCUCUGCCCAAAUCUCCACUUUCUACACUCGGCAAGGGAACACCCUGAACGUCGACCUGGGGUCGAAUUUCAAAAUCCCAGCUGCGUCGCUCCAGAGCAUCAUUCCUCUCACAAUCGUGUGUCUCAUCCCCAUUUACGACCGCAUUUUCGUCCCCAUUGCACGGCACUUCACGGGCAACGUGAGAGGGAUUUCUAUGCUCCAACGAAUCGGCAUCGGUAUCAUCAUCUCGCUUCUGUCCAUGGUGUGCGCGGCCACCACCGAGAUCUACCGAGUCAAGGUAGCGAGGGAGAACGGCCUGCUGGACGAACCCUUCCAGACCCUCCCACUGACCGUCUUCAUCUUGCUGCCGCAAUACAUUCUGCUGGGCGCCGCGGAGGUGUUCACCUCCAUCGGCGCGCUGGAGUUCUUCUACGACCAAGCGCCGGACUCCAUGCGCAGCCUCGGCACCGCCAUAUUCCUGAGCACCAUCGGCAUCGGUAACUUCCUCUCGAGCAUGCUCCUCUCCAGCGUUGUCAAGGUCACGAGCUUGUGCGGGCAGAGCUGGAUCGUCGAUAACCUGAACCGCUGCCGCCUGGACUACUUCUACUGGCUUCUCGCAGGCCUCAUGGCUGCCAAUCUCUGCUUCUUCUUCGCCUUAGCUAGAUGGUACCAGUACAAACAAGUCACAAGCUUAUAAUCCAACGCAAACUUCCAUGGACACACUACACUACACUACACUACACUCUCUCUCUCAUUCACUUCGAUGUGCAGAUGUGCCGAUCUUCUCACACUUUUGUGUCAGUCAAUGUUUCUGUUUGUGCACUCCCCGGAGAUCAAAAACCUAUACAACCCACACUGUUUACUCUUAUCUUUUCUUCUUUGUUUUUUUGUUUUGUUUUGUUUUGUUUUUCUUUUUCUUUUUGCUGUAGAUAUUUGCGGGGUGACAGGGUAUAUUAAUACGAGAGGUGUGAAUAAGUCGAUUCAUCUAGUUUGUGUGAGGAGUUUUGUAGGUUUUGUGAAGCAUAAAAGCAUGAGAAAGAAAGAAAAAAACAGGAAAAAAACACAAGAGGAAAGGAAAGGAAGUGUGUGUGGAGGAGGAUGUUUCAUGUGAGACUCUCAUUCCUGCUUCCCACCUGCCUGGAUGGAAUUGUUGGUUUUGGAACCUGUACUUGUUUUUCUACUUUUUUAUUUUAUUUUAAAUAUUUUCUUCUUCUUGUUGUUUUUAUCUCUUUUUAAUGAUCUCUAGUUUACAAAAGAAAACAAAUAAACUUGGUGUAUCCAUGUGGUUUUUCUA
Physcomitrium patens is the source of this 2586-nucleotide messenger RNA. RefSeq names its product protein NRT1/ PTR FAMILY 8.2. The record is from RefSeq and is a predicted model, not a curated record. Gene Ontology annotation, biological process: transmembrane transport; oligopeptide transport. Gene Ontology annotation, cellular component: membrane. Lineage: Eukaryota; Viridiplantae; Streptophyta; Bryopsida; Funariales; Funariaceae. Gene Ontology annotation, molecular function: transmembrane transporter activity.